AUGUCAUCAUAUCUCGAAAAACAGGCAAACGCCUUCCGAGGCACCCUCUCCUCUGCGGCGACCAAGAUCUCCAACCCCUCGACCAACAAAGCCGCGUCCCUUGCUGUACCAUCAUCACUAGCUCCUUCUUCACCUUCACCUUCAGCUGCUUCCGAUCCUAAUACUCCUACUACCAAGCGAAAGCGAGAUGCUGCGCCUGAUGUCCCCUACUCGCAGCCACAGCUCACGGGCUAUGGUGCCGAGGUCAAGACUCAAAUGACCUUUGCUGUCGAAUACCUGAAGAAGAAGGGCGAUACAAAGACGAUUACGGAAAUCAUCGACCAUCUGAGUCUGAGAGGUUACGAUGAAGAGCACAAGCGCCAGCUGGCGGAGGGAUUGCGAGGUCAUCCCCGUGUGGACUGGAAACCCGACGCGAAUUUGAGCGAACAGACCUGGAAAACGGGCACAUACGCUCACCGACCCAUCAUCCCCGGUGUUAAGAACGCAACCACCCUUCUGGGUCACCUUCAAGCGAAGACAGAUGCGUCAGGCGUGUCAGUCAAGGAUCUCAAGGACGGCUGGCCCGACUGCGAAGACACAAUAUCAGCACUGGAGCGCGAGUAUAAGAUUCUUGUCGUUCGCACGAAGAAGGACAACCUCCCGCGAUACGUAUGGCCAAACGACGCUUCUCUGCACUACAAGGUCCAGCCAGAAUUCCAGUCCAUGUGGCAGCGCGUCCAGCUACCGCCUAUCGACGAGAUGCACCGCAAACUCACCAGCGUCGGACAGAAGCCCACAAGCGAGGACCCGCGCAAGACCAAGGACGGGCAAGGCAACAAGCCCAAGGUGCAGAAGCGACGCAAGGGAAAUAGGAUCGGAAAGGCGACCAAUGUCCACAUGGCGCAUCUUAUGCAGGACUACAGUGGUAUGCGACGAUAGGAAUGUGUACUAUGAAUUUAUGUUUAUUGCGAGGCGUUUGGUCAACGAGUUGA
Messenger RNA from Fusarium graminearum PH-1, 971 nucleotides. RefSeq lists its product as uncharacterized. Lineage: Eukaryota; Fungi; Ascomycota; Sordariomycetes; Hypocreales; Nectriaceae. Gene Ontology annotation, cellular component: transcription factor TFIIE complex. The transcript has a single exon. The coding region runs from base 1 to 918 and encodes 305 amino acids. The record is from RefSeq and is a predicted model, not a curated record. Gene Ontology annotation, biological process: transcription initiation at RNA polymerase II promoter.